AUGGCUCAGAAUGCUCAGCUGAACAAUGGGCAGCCGCUUCCUACGCAGGAUCAGCCACAGAGUGAGCGCAACCCUGUCCCGGAGAAUGUAGCGCAACCCCCGCCAAUGGGUCUGCCACCGCUGCCAGGCUUCGCGGCCCCCGCCGAUGGCAGAGCAGUGCGGCAAGAAGGCAUCGGACCCACCGGGGAGCGAUGGAGCGUCACAUACAGCAGCACGACCAUUCCCAACCAGCCACCGCAACCAAUGAUCGCGCGGACGUUUAUGCCACCUACCUUCGCACUUCCACCCCGCCCGACUGGCUCUCCUGCACCCACUGAAGCCAUAGACCGCCUUCUGCCCCGCAUGAGAGUGAUCUUGCAGAGCGCAAGGCAAGAGAUGGAGAAUGUGAGGUUGUUGCUGCAACCUUCUGGACAGCAAACCGCGCAGUCGGCGCCCUUUUCAUCGACAAGUCCUCCAGCAUGGCGGCUCGAGCGUAUUCGCCUGCAUGUACAGACCAUGGCACAGAAUCUCAACCUGGUCGAGCGUGGCUUGCACGUGAUUGCUGCCGAUGCCUCCAUGACAAACAAUCCAGACGUAGUGGCGCUUCGGCAGUCUGCAACUGAGCUAAGAGGACAUCUGGAAGACCUUAGCAGGACAAUGGGUCAGCAAGGGGCUGUUUCCGCUGGCACACAAGGAGGCUUGACGACAGCAGUACCAGCACCAUCACCUCCUUCUCAAGCUGCGGGCAGUGCUGCCAUGCCUACCCUACCCUCCGAAGCACCACAAGAGCUAUUCCUCCUAUCAAGUCCCCAGGGUCCAGUUGGCCUGCUUUUCGAUCAACGUGGACAGAGACAAGAGCAAGCUCAUGUUCAGGACCAUGCUCAAGCACAACCACAAAACCAAGCAGCAAAUCAGGACGCGAACGCGAACGCCAACCAGCCCCCUAACCCUGCUGGCGAUAAUGACCGUGUCGGCAAUAUCGCUGGCCAUCUGUGGCUUCUCUUCAAACUCGCUUGUUUCGUCUACUUUUUCUCUGGUACUGGCUGGUACAAGUCCAUCCUCCUUGGUCUCAUCGCCGGCGGAGUGUAUCUAGCUCAACUCGGCAUGUUUGAAGAGCAAUUUCGAGUCAUUCGCCAGCACCUUGAAGCCGUUCUGCCUGUUGGGGCCCUUGCCGAGCGCGCAGCGCAACCUGUACGACCCGCACAACCUGGAAGGAACAUGACGCCUGAAGAAGCGGCACGGAGAUUGCUGCAACAGCAGCAGGAUCAGCGAGUGGGCUGGCUUAGAGAUAGUGUGCGCACAGUUGAGCGCUCACUCGCGAUCUUCGUGGCGAGCCUGUGGCCUGGUAUCGGUGAGAGGAUGGUGCAUGCACAAGAAGAGAGAAUCAGAGCGGAGAGGGCCGCUGAAGAAGAAAGACAGAGACAGGCCGAAGAGGAGCAGAAGAAGAGGGAGGACGAGGCUAGAGAGCAAGAUGAGAAGAAGGGAGAGCCGACUUCUGCAGUGGAGGAGCCUGCGGAGGGUUCGAGUGCAAAGGGCAAAGAGAGGGCUGAAGUCGCUCCGAUUGAGGACUCGUGA
Molecule: messenger RNA, 1554 nt
Organism: Parastagonospora nodorum SN15
Lineage: Eukaryota; Fungi; Ascomycota; Dothideomycetes; Pleosporales; Phaeosphaeriaceae
Exons: 2
Coding region: 1-1554 (517 amino acids)
Biological process (GO): endoplasmic reticulum unfolded protein response
Source: RefSeq, a predicted model, not a curated record